GACGCAGCCCAUCAUGGCGGCGGGAGCGCGGCUGCCGGGGCCCGGGGUUCCGCAGGGCUGCUGCCGUUGCUGCUGAGAGGCGGCGGCGGCGGCGGCGGCGGCGGCGAGGCGGCGAGGCGGGCGGGCGGGCGGGAAGGAUGGUGGUUCUGCGGCCGGAGCGGCGGGUGCGGACCGGGGGCCGGGCUUGGCCGAAGCGACGUGCGCUCCGGAGCCGCCGGCGCGGUGCGGCUGAGGCGGCGUGAGAGGAAGGAGCGGCGGCCGGACGCGCUGACGGAAGGCGACCCGAGCGCCGGCCCGGGCCGUGCGGCGGGCGAGAUGCCGGGGCGGCCGGCGUCGCUGCUGCUGCUGCUGCUGCUCCUGGCCGCCCGCAGCGCCCGGGCCGUGCCGCUGCCGCAAACAGGUGCAGUGGAGUCACCUGCUGCCGAAGUUUCCUCAUCCUUUGUGAUCCUAUCUGUGUGCAGUUUCAUUAUAUUAAUCGUGCUAAUUGCAAAUUGCGUAUCCUGCUGUAAAGACCCAGAAAUUGACUUUAAGGAAUUUGAAGAUAAUUUUGAUGAUGAGAUAGAUUUCACACCACCAGCAGAAGAUACUCCCUCUGUUCAGUCCCCAGCAGAAGUGUUCACACUUUCAGUACCAAAUGUUUCACUGCCAGCUCCAUCCCAGUUCCAGUCUUCUGGAGAAGGUUUGAAGUCUCAAGUUGCCCGCCACAGUCUAAAUUAUAUACAGGAAAUUGGAAAUGGCUGGUUUGGAAAGGUCCUUCUCGGAGAGAUUUACACAGGCACUAGUGUAGCAAGAGUCAUAGUGAAGGAGUUAAAAGCAAGUGCAAGCCCAAAGGAACAAGACACUUUUUUGAAAAAUGGAGAACCAUACUACGUUCUUCAGCAUCCGAAUGUUCUUCAGUGUGUGGGGCAGUGUGUAGAAGCAAUUCCCUACCUUCUGGUGUUUGAGUUCUGUGACCUGGGCGACCUGAAGGCGUACCUGCGCAGCGAGCAGGAGCACGUUCGGGGCGACGCGCAGACCAUGCUGCUGCAGCGGAUGGCGUGCGAGAUCGCCGCGGGGCUGGCGGCCAUGCACAAGCUGCACCUACUGCACAGCGACUUGGCCCUUCGGAAUUGUUUUCUCACCUCGGACCUCAAUGUGAAAGUGGGAGACUACGGCAUAGGAUUCAGCAGGUACAAGGAGGAUUAUAUUGAAGCAGAUGAUAAAAAAGUUUUCCCUCUGCGAUGGACUGCUCCAGAGUUAGUAACCAGCUUUCAAGACAGACUGCUAACUGCAGACCAAACCAAGUACAGUAACAUCUGGUCCCUGGGUGUGACACUUUGGGAACUUUUUGAUAAUGCUGCUCAGCCGUAUUGCAACCUGUCCAACUUAGAUGUUCUUAACCGGGUCAUUCGAGAGAGAGACACAAAACUCCCCAAGCCCCAGCUGGAGCAGCCUUAUUCUGACAGAUGGUAUGAAGUUUUGCAGUUCUGUUGGUUGCCACCAGACAAGCGACCGGCCGCCGAGGACGUGCACAGGCUGCUCACCUACCUGCGCAUGCAAAGCCAGCGGGACUCGGAGGUGGACUUCGAACAGCAGUGGAACGCUCUUAAACCGAACACACACACCAGGGACACGACCAACAGCGCCGCCUUCCCCAUCCUCGACCACUUCUCCCGGGACCGGCUUGGCCGGGAGAUGGAGGAGGUCCUCACUGUGACGGAAACCAGCCAGGGCCUGAGCUUCGAGUACGUCUGGGAGGCGGCCAAGCAAGACCACUUCGAUGAGCGCAGCCGGGGCCCCCCGGACGAGGCCUUGUCUUACACGAGCAUCUUCUUCCCCGUGGAGGUGUUUGAGAGUUCCCUCUCCGACCCCGGGCCCGGGAAGCAAGACAGCAGUGGCCAGGAGGUCCCUGUGCGAGCCCCGGGCGUGGUUCCCGUGUUCGAUGCCCACAACCUGUCUGUGGGAAGCGACUAUUACAUCCAAUUAGAAGAAAAGAGUGGUAGCAACUUGGAGCUCGAUUACCCGCCUGCACUGCUCACCACGGAGCUGGAGAACCCCGAGAGGACGCGUGACGAGGCGCCCCAGUUUCUGACGCUCAGGGGCCUGGAGUGUGAGGAGUCCAGUACCGAUGAGGAUUUCUUCCAGAGCAGCGCAGACCCCACAGACCCCAGCCCCCCUGAGGACGCGCGUGCCGCCAGGGGCCCCGAGAGCCCUUUUAACAGUAUAUUUAAUGAUCUGGACAAGUCGGCGGACCUGCCCAGUCACCAAAAACUAUUCGACCUGAUGGAACUGAAUGGAGUUCAGGCUGACUUUAAGCCGGCCACGCUAAGUUCAAGUGUGGAUGAGCCCAAAGACUCAGUGAUAACAGGCCGCCUGGAGAAAGAGGAGCCCCACAAGCUUUAUGACCUUGCGCGCCAAGAUCAUUUUGAUCCACUGAAUGUGCAAGAAUUGUCAGAAAACUUUCUAUUUCUUCAAGAGAAAAACUUACUAAGAGACUCAUUGUGUAGCAAAGAACAUAUAAAUGACCUUCAAACAGAACUUAAAAACGCUGGCUUUACGGAAACCAUGUUAGAAACUCCACGCAGGAACACUUUAGAUGCUGAGUUUACGUUUGCUGAAAACAAACCAGGCUUCUCUUCGCUGCAGGAAAACGUCAGCGUCAAGGGUCCGGAGACGCGGGCUGUGCUCCAGGCCCUUGCUCUGAGCACCUCCGAGCCGUCUUCCCCGGAAGUGCAGGUACCUCCUACCUCCCUCGGACCGGAAGGAACACCUCCCCACGCACUGACAGGGACGUUCCCGAAGCAGGAGGAAACCACGCCCAGGCGUUUAGAUGUCGGUGUCCAUGACGACUGUCUUGGCCAAGAAGCAGAGGUAGAUUCGGUGACUGUCCCGGUUGGCAUUCCCUCCACCGAUGCUGGCACAGACAGCAUGGGCCCUGGGUCCCUCACGCUGACUCCGCCGAGGGAAGAGGCCUCCGGACGGACCCAGAGUGACCCUGCUCUUGUGGGUGACAUUGUUGCCAGGAAAGUGAGCAUAGAGAGCAGCCUUCCGGAACUGAGACAGCAAAACGAGCCGCCUUCAGAAGACCCUCCCAGGAACGGGCCGCUGGAGGGCAGCCCGGCAGCCGGGGGCGCUCUGCACCAGCUCAGCUGUAAAGAUGCCGCCAACGAGGGCGGCCUGGCCCUGUCCUCCGACUCGACCAGCCAGGACAGCCUUCUGGAAGACAGCUUGUCCACACCCAUCCCCACUUCAGAGCAGUCGGCGGAGACCCCCGAUUCCCUGGACUCCGUGGACGUCCAUGAGGCUCUGCUGGGGUCGUUAGGAGCAGGGCAGGAGACACUCCUGCCCCCUGACAAGCCUGCGGACAGCGGGUACGAGACAGAGAACUUGGAGUCGCCCGAAUGGACGCUGCACCCUGCUCCCGACGGUGCCUCGGCCUCAGACGCGGCCGCAGCAGGUGACGGCGGUCGUGGCGAGCUGCCUCCCACCCCUGUCAUCGUCAUCUCAGAUGCCGCCGAUGGCCACCAGAGUGCCGACCUGGCCGCACACGCCUCUGCCGCUGGCUCUCAGAGCUCCUACCGAGACUCUGCCUACUUCUCAGACAAUGACUCCGAGCCUGACAAGAAGUCGGAGGGGGUCCAGGGAACCUCGGUGUCAGCUGUGGCCUUGGUAACGGAUCGGCCUCCGCCUGAGCCAGUCAUUCCAGAGCCGAGUCCUGGCACCACGGACAGAGGCCUGGAGACCAAAAGCAGCCCGCCAGACCAAAGCUGUCCCUCUGCUUUCCAGAACUCCCGGCUCCCGGCAUCGGGAGAAACAGCGCAGCCGGCACUGACGGGCGUUUCCGAGGAGCUGCCUGCGCCCCCAGACGAAGCGGGCAGCCCCUCGAGCGCGUUAAACUCGGAGCUGAGCAGCGGCGAUGACUCCGAGGCCCAGGAAGAGCCCCCCUGCACCAUCGCCUCCACCGGGACCAACACCCACGAGCUCCUGGCAUUCGCCAGUGCCCUGCACCCCGGCAGCCCGGCGGACCAGCCCCUGCCCGGCCACGAGGGCCCCAAGCUGAAGGAGCCGGACGUGGAGGGCAAGUACCUGGGGAAGCUGGGCGCGGCGGGCCUGCUGGACCUCUCCGAGGACGGGAUGGACGCGGACGAGGAGGACGAGAACAGCGACGACUCGGACGAGGACCUGCGGGCCUUCACCCUGCACAGCCUCAGCUCCGAGUCGGAGGACGAGGUGGAGCACCCGGUGCCUGUGGUCCUCAGCAGCGACGAUGGGCGGCACCUGCGGAGCCUGCUGAAGGCCCCGGCGGCCGCCCCGCUGCCCCAGGGCGGCCGGAGGGAGAAGAAGGCGGUGACCUUCUUCGACGACGUCACCGUCUAUCUGUUUGACCAGGAGACGCCGACCAAAGAGCUGGGGCACUGCGGGGCGGAGGCGCGGGCCCCUGAGCGGGGCGGCCCGGUGCCGUCCUCGGACGCCCCCUACCUGAGCAGGUGCAUCAACUCCGAAAGCUCCACCGACGACGAAGGUGGAGGCUUCGAAUGGGAUGACGACUUCUCCGCAGACCCGUUCAUGUCCAAGACAACGAGCAACCUGCUCAGCUCCAAGCCGGCUCUGCAGGCUUCCAAGUACUUCUCGCCGCCGCCGCCCCGGGGCGCGGAGCAGAGCUGGCCCCAGCCGGCGCCCUUCUCCCGCUUCUCCAUCUCGCCCGCCAGCAUCGCCAGCUUCUCCCUCACACACCUCACCGACUCGGACAUCGAGCCCGGAGGAAGCAGCGAAGACGGAGAGAAGGAUUAGGUGGACGCUGAUGCAUCUCAGGUUCCAGGCUGCUUCCCCGCCCGCGGGCCUGUGCUGCCACCGAGAACGCCAUCCACGGAUGUCUGCUGAGCGGGACAGGAGACCCGGGAGGCGGAGCGGAGCCAGCCCCGGGCCCGGGCUGGUACCCAGGCAGGAAGCCUGUCUGGGCAGCCGGGUCCCGUCCCGUGUGGUUCGCUGCCCUGGCAGCUGGGCGCCCGCAGCCCCUCUCACCAUAAAGACACCGGGCUCCGGUCUGCCGUGGGGAGGGCUGGCGCUCCUGGUGCGUGUGGCUCCCGGCUGUCACUGAUCCCCGCGCGGGGCUCUCUGUGCCCACACCCGGCACCCGUCUGCGCACAGGGGCUCCGGGGCACCGGAGCCUGUGUGUUCCGUGUAAGCGAUCACUAACUGCUGCUUCAUUGCACUGUGGGUGACCAUUCUAGAGUCCCUGAUUCUGUACAGAACCUUAAGUUAUUCAAGGAAAAUACGGCAGGUCAAGCUGGUGCUGCCACUGGCUUGAUUUCCUGGUUGUGUUAUAGUUAAUUUGCCUGCAUGGUACUUGUACAGCUUAAGCAUUUGAGUGAGUGCAGUCCUCAGAGUGGCUGGAGCUGUAAAGCUGGCUCCCUUCCGUGAACGACCACUGAUCUGAACGUUAGAGCUUCGUGUCCUCAUAGGAAACGCUUGAGUCCCGAGUGGCUGCUCCUGGGCGAUCGGCCGGAACCUGCUGUCUCCUCGACACGGUGGUUUCCUGGGCGGGGCGGCCUCUCUGAGGAGCCGAGGGCCCUGCAGCCUCUCUGAUCCCCCUCUACCCCUGACUUUUAAACCCUUUUGGUAAACACCAACAGGUGGCACACCCCAGAACUGAGUGCUGGCUAGCUGGGCGGCCCCGGCCCUCCCCCAGAGGCACCCCCUCCGAGCCCGCGCCGUCACGGACACCUGCUGUGGUGGCCGGGUCCUUGAACUCCUUCCGCGGAGAGCGGACCGGAGGGAGGAGCUGCUCCCGGGCUCUGUCUGUGAACACCGGCCUGUGGCCGUGAGCUCUCACAGCCCCGGAGCUGAUUCCCCUCACAACCCUCCAGGCGUGUCCCGUCCGGGAGAUGCCCAUACGCCACCGCAGCUGAGGAAGGAGGGACAGGGACAGGGCGAGGCCCCCACAGCCAGCUCAUCCUCCUGGCCGGAAGCUGGGCAGCCCUGCCUGGUCAUUCACCCAGAGGCUGCCUCGGGGCGCCCUGCACUGACCCUCCCAUCGCACUCAGCCCAAGUCCCCCUUCCUGGAGAAGAGCCAGUGUGCAGUGUGAACCAUGCUGCUGGCCUCUCAGCGGGGAGUUCCCGGGCCCGAGCAGCGCUGAGGGGGCUCGGCGGUCCGUCCUGAGCCAGGGCUGUGGCCCCACAGGCUGCCCUCCUCGCUGCUCUCGCUGCUGAUGUGCUUUCCCGGCUCCAGCCCGGGGCCCGGGAUCUGAGUCACAGGAACCGUCCGAGGGCGAGAGGCAGAUGUGGACGCUGGCUAGUUUCCGUAGUAAAUGUUGGUCCUUAUUACCAAUUCUGGUUCACUCCACUAACUUUUAUACUAG
This is a messenger RNA of Pipistrellus kuhlii (Kuhl's pipistrelle), 6338 nucleotides long. RefSeq names its product lemur tyrosine kinase 2 (gene LMTK2). Bases 316 to 4770 code for a protein of 1484 amino acids. The record is from RefSeq and is a predicted model, not a curated record. The transcript is spliced from 14 exons. Gene Ontology annotation, biological process: protein phosphorylation. Lineage: Eukaryota; Metazoa; Chordata; Mammalia; Chiroptera; Vespertilionidae. Gene Ontology annotation, molecular function: ATP binding; protein tyrosine kinase activity.